UCUCAUAAUGUUGAUAUGGCAACUAGUAAACAAACAUCCUGGCAUGUGUGGAAAGAGUUCAAACAUGCGUGUUACAACCAUAGACCGUAUGGUUACCACUAACCCCGCUCAACGCCGUGUCCCGCGCUCCCCCAUACUAAACAUCACUAUACAAUACAUGUCCUUAGAAAAUAUAUGUUGUUUUAAAGAGAAAAAUAUGUAAUUCUAACCACACAAGAUCUCGUUAUUACGAGAAAAUAUUUCGUUAAAACAACAUAGCCUAUCUCGUUAUUACAAGAAAAGGUGUCGUUAAAACUACAACAUCGUUAUUACGACAUAAUUGAGUGAAGAAAAAUAUGUAUGGACCGUAGGUGGCGACAUGUUCACCAUAUAUGAUUCGCCAAUAAACCCAAGAAGAACAAGAAACGAUCGAGUGCGCGUUUUUUUCUCCGAAAGCAAACUUGAGGACGAAGAUCAGAAUGGCGGGGCGACGAGUUUCUGAGCUGCUUAGAGAGGCUGCUGAUAGGCUUGAACAAAUGGAGCAUUCAAAUUCAUCUGGCUCAUCCAUCACUCCAUCAACCACUCCAAUAACCACUCCAUCUGCUACUCCAUCCACUUCAUCUGGCUCUACCCGGGGUGCAUUAGGCACACACCCUGUUGAUGCUGAGGUUACAAGGUUAUUUGCAGCAUACAAUAGCCAAAGCAGGACAAGGCGGCCUGCAAGAAACCCCCGUUCAGUUCACACAUACACACACACAUUUUGCUGCCUUGGGCGUAAAGACACAAGUACUGUCCCAAGUAGGGUUGGCAAAGACCAACUCCUAAGAUCGGGGUUGGGGGACAGGCGCCUAGUCUUUCAAGGUAACCACGACAGUUCAUCAGAGUUCAUGGAGUUCAUUCUUGCAUCUUACCCAAAGCUGAGAGAUGCAGGUGGCUUUGAAUUACUUAAGAUAUCCGGAACUACUCGUAAUCGUCAUCUGUCCUUAAUUCCAUGCCCUAAUCAGGGUUACACUGUUACAUAUCUGAAAGAUCCUGUUCUCCUAGUAAACCACUCUAUAUUUACAUUCGCCCGCUGCAAAGAAAUCUGA
Molecule: messenger RNA, 1067 nt
Organism: Cyprinus carpio (common carp)
Lineage: Eukaryota; Metazoa; Chordata; Actinopteri; Cypriniformes; Cyprinidae
Exons: 4
Coding region: 459-1067 (202 amino acids)
Source: RefSeq, a predicted model, not a curated record